CCUUUAACGGCUCGUUGUAGCUCCAAUAGCUUGGUUUCACGUGACGUCACACCGUUGCGUUCCUUUGGCGCGAAAUUCCAUUGGAGGUCAGGAAGUAAUUUUCUACAGAGGAUCUAGCUGCUGUUACCAUUGUGAAAAUGCCGGUGUGUUGUGUAGUUUACGGUUGUUCCAAUCGAUCCGGCCGAGAGAAAAACAAGAGGUUUUACCGAGUGCCGAAGGUUGUCGUCCAUAAAGCUGAGCAAUUUAAGAAGCUAACCGAAGAACGCCGGAAAAAAUGGCUUUCAAACCUACAUCUGCGGUCGGGAGGAGCAGAGUCGUCUAAUGCACGGGUCUGCAGCGACCACUUCAUCAGAGGGUGCGCUUUGGGUGACGUUGAGUCGGUAGACUGGGCUCCCACUGUUAGCCUCGGUUACCACACAACAAGUAAGCCCAGAUCAGAGGCAUCUCUUCGACGAGAGCAGAGGAUGGAGCUCAAGGAAGACCAACAAAGACAAUCAGAAUGUGCAGAGGCUUUGUUGGAUCUCCUGCAGACAACCGAGAGCCCAGAACCGACGCAGCCCCCGUCUGACAGCCCACAACCAGAGGACACCAGUGGGAUAUUAAAUGACCAACAAGAUGCAGGAUGCCAGACUGAUUUAACGAUGGAGGACAUCGAGAGGAUGGAGGAUGUUCUGAGACAGAACACAACAGAGCUGGGAGAUCUUCGGACAAAGGCACUGGACACAAAGUUCAACCAGGAGUCCUUUGAGAACAACGAAGAGAAAACAAAGUUUUACACCGGGCUCCCCAACUUCUUAGUUUUACUUCAGGUUUUUCAACUGUGCGAGCCCUACAUCACCUGUGGCCCUAUGUCUGUGCUCUCCAAAUUUGAACAGUUCAUUUUAGUUUUGCUGAGGCUGAGACUAAAUCUCCCUCUGAAAGAUUUGGCUUUCAGGUUCAACAUCUCUCUCUCCACUGCUUCUAGAAUUUGGCAUAAGUUAAUUGACAUACUUCACGAGAGUACAGAAUUUAUAAUUGAGUGGCCAGAGCGACAUGUACUUCAAGCUACAAUGCCAAUGGGAUUCAGACAGGCAUUUGGAUGUAGAGUUGCUGUGAUUGUUGACUGUUUUGAAGUUUUUAUUGAGAGGCCCUCUAAUUUACUAGCUAGAGCACAAACAUGGUCCAACUACAAGCAUCACCAUACUGUUACAUUUCUGAUUGGUGUUGCUCCCCAAGGCUAUGUUACCUACAUAUCUUGUGCCUGGGGAGGAAGAGUUAGUGAUAAACAGAUCACAAUACAGAGUGGGCUCCUAAAAAACCUGUUACCUGGAGAUAUUGUCCUAGCAGACCGUGGGUUCGAUAUUGCCGAUAGUGUGGGAUUUUACUGUGCUUCACUAAAGAUGCCUGCAUUCACCAGGGGGAAAAGUCAGCUGUCAGCAUACGAGGUGGAAGAGACAAGAAAAAUAGCUAAUGUGCGUAUUCAUGUUGAAAGAGUCAUAGGAUUAGUCAGAAGAAAAUAUCAGAUUCUGCAAAGCAGGGCGGUGCCCAUAGAGCACAUGCUAACAAAACCAGGUGAGGCACUAGCAUUAAUUGACAAGAUUGGGGUUAUUUGCUGUGCCUUGUCUAAUCUGUCAGUGUCUGUCGUCCCAUUGGAGUAAAGUCAUGGAGCUGUAGUCUUGUAAAUAAGAAACCAUGUAUUAUUCAGUAUCAUUUAAUCUUUUCAGUAAACAUCUUUUUGUGUUGAAAA
Gymnodraco acuticeps is the source of this 1726-nucleotide messenger RNA. RefSeq lists its product as uncharacterized. The coding region runs from base 138 to 1637 and encodes 499 amino acids. Lineage: Eukaryota; Metazoa; Chordata; Actinopteri; Perciformes; Bathydraconidae. The record is from RefSeq and is a predicted model, not a curated record. The transcript has 3 exons.